Messenger RNA from Heterobilharzia americana, 1025 nucleotides. The record is from the annotation of a GenBank genome assembly. NCBI's taxonomy places the organism in Eukaryota, Metazoa, Platyhelminthes, Trematoda, Strigeidida, Schistosomatidae.
CCUUGUACGAGGCCUCUCCGUUUCUGAAGCGCGCCCAAUUAGGUUGUUUGCGCUUGUUUUGUUUGCUUGAAGAUGGUCUCAGUCGGCUUGAUCACUGCUAGGUUAUCGGAUCUGCAGGAUAAUAUUACGAAGUUGUCGCAUGAACUAGAGGUCAAACGUAAAGAGAGUGAUUCACAGAAAAACAUUGUUAAAAAGCUUGAUGCAGAAAUCAAAGACAAACAUCGGUUUUUGGAUAGUCUAGAACAGAAGAGUGAAAAACAGAAGGAGGCUAUAAAGGCAAACUUUGAGCGCCUCUGCGAACUGCAGAAGUCUGCUACUGAGUGUCAAAAAGCACACGAGUCUCUGGAAAAACGCUUAGAAAGUCAAGAAGAAGCUAUCAGGUGUCUUGAAAAUGAAGUUAGUGAAGCACAAAGUCAAGCAAAGGUCUCAGCUCAGAUUUAUGACGAGGCACUCAAACAGCUUCAAGAUAAGUUAGAUAUCGUAGAAAAGUGUGAAAAAGAAGAAGAAUCUCUCCUGAAAACUAUCAAGGAGCUGAAAGAUGAGGCGAAUACACAUGGGAACAAACUUCGUCGUAUGGAUGUGCAACAACUUGAGGGAGAUAAACGCAUCGAAAGGCUUGAAAAUUUCAUUAAAGAUUUAUCGGAACAAAUUGUAUCGGCCACUCAACGAGCUGUUGAAGCAGAAAGAGAAUCUGAAAGACUAGGAACUGAAUUAACAUUUCUUGAAGAAGAAGCGAAUGAAUGGCAUGAAAAAUCUAUGAAUAUUCAAGAACAAAUUGAUAUGGUGAAGAGUACAGUCAACGAAACAUGAUUAUGUAAUCUGUUGAUUUAUGUCAUACUUUCCAACACUGAACUGAAAGAAAGUGUACAGAAGCAAAGUAAAUGCAAUUAGCAAUAAGACAAAUUAGCACUUUCUCUAUUGAAGCGCGUAUCUUAAAUGAAAAGUAUAAAUGAUCUGCUGCAACACAUUGAGGUAAAUCACAUUGUUUACCAAAAUACAAAUAAAUAAAAUUUGAAUAUGAAAAA